Molecule: messenger RNA, 5405 nt
Organism: Oxyura jamaicensis (ruddy duck)
Lineage: Eukaryota; Metazoa; Chordata; Aves; Anseriformes; Anatidae
Gene: EFHC1
Product: EF-hand domain containing 1
Exons: 11
Coding region: 16-2016 (666 amino acids)
Biological process (GO): mitotic spindle organization; mitotic cytokinesis; cilium-dependent cell motility
Cellular component (GO): mitotic spindle; axoneme
Molecular function (GO): calcium ion binding; alpha-tubulin binding
Source: RefSeq, a predicted model, not a curated record
UCCGAGGGGGGGCGCAUGCGCACCGGAAGGAGCCUGGCGGUUGCCAUGGAGACGGCGUCGCCCCGGGGAAGGAGCGCGGCCGCCGCCAUGAGCUCGGAGCGGGGCCCGGCGCUGCCCUUCCUGCCGGGCUGCGUCUUCAGGGACCCCACGAAAACAUCCUUUCAUCGCUCUCAGACGCUGGGUUACAAAAAUGGCUUUGCCUUUUCUCGGCUGCCAACCGUGGGGAUCGGCGGGGAGCGGCUGUACGUGAAUCAGCUUUCUCAAGCUGAAUUAGAUGAAUUAUCCAACACGAGACCCACGCUGACCUACGGGCAAGCCAGGCAGGCUCCUCCUUCGGGCUUCAUUCCAGCACACGUGGCUUUUGACAAAAAGAUUUUGAAGUUUGAUGCCUAUUUCCAGGAAGAUGUUCCUCUCUCUACAGAAGAGCAUUACCGUAUUCGCCAAGUGGGGAUCUAUUACUACUUGGAAGACGACAGCAUAUGUGUCAUAGAGCCUGUUGUGAAGAACUCUGGUCUCCCUCAAGGCAAACUUAUCAGACGCCAUCGCGUGCCCAAGAAUGACCGUGGGGAGCAUUACCACUGGAAGGACCUGAAUCGGGGCAUGGACAUCACCAUGUACGGCAGGACGUACCAUAUAGCCGACUGUGACCCGUUCACCCAGGUGUUCCUGGAAAGCCAAGGAAUCGAACUGAACCCUCCAGAGAAAAUGGUUUUUGAUCCUUACACAGAAAUGCGUCGGAUGCCCUUGCGCAUGUACAUCACACCAUCAGAUUUUGACCAGCUGAAGCAGUUUCUGACUUACGACAAGCAGGUCCUUCGCUUCUAUGCCACGUGGGAUGAUACCAACAGCAUGUUUGGUGAGAAUCGGCCUUACAUCAUACAUUACUACUUGGCAGAUGACACGGUGGAGGUUCGGGAGGUCCACAAGCACAACGAUGGCAGAGACCCAUUCCCAGUACUGAUAAAACGCCAACGCUUGCCCAAAACCUUUGUGGAGAAGAAAAAGACCUUCCCAAGCUGUGUGCUGGAAAUCUCUGAUCAGGAGGUACUUGAGUGGUACACAGCUAAAGAUUUUGCUGUUGGCAAAUCCACCACCCUCCUUGGACGCACUUUCUUCAUCUACGAUUGUGACGAGUUCACACGAAACUUCUAUCGUGACAAAUUUGGCAUCACAGACUUCCAGCCAGUGGAGAUGAAGGAGAAACCACCUGAGGAAGUGCCCCAGGUAAUUCCUCCCUAUAAUGGUUACGGCUUCGUUGAAGACUCCCUUCAGAACUGCUUUUCUCUGUUUCCAAAGCCUCCCCGGAAAGAUAUAAUUAAGAUGCUAGAGAACGACCACAAAGUGCUGCGAUACCAGGUGGCCCUGGAGUCACCAAACCCUGAGGACCGAAAGCGUCGUUUCAUCCUCUCUUAUUUCCUCUCCAAUGACAUGAUCAGCAUCUACGAACCCCCAGUCCGUAACUCCGGCAUCAUUGGGGGCAAGUACUUAGGAAAGACCAAGGUCGCCAAACCAGGCUCUACUACAGACAAUGCCACGUACUACGGGCCCUCCGACUUCAUCAUAGGUUCUACGAUUGAAGUGUUUGGCCACAGGUUUGUUAUCACUGAUGCUGAUGAAUACGUGCUUAAUUACAUGGAGAGCAAUGCAGAGAGCUUCCCUGCAGCAACACUGCAGUCCCUGAGGGAUCAUUUUCGCCCACGGCAGGUGGUGGAGGAGACUGCCAAAAGUGAUGUCCCUGCACUAGGGACCAGCCAGCAGGAACUGGAUGAAUUAAUCGUGCGGGUUCAGGAAGAGCUGAAGCUCCAUAAUUACUUGAACAACAGCAGCAUUCGGGAGGCGUUUCUUCGGUGUGACAAGGAUGACUCUGGUGUCCUCGACAAAGCAAAAUUUUUAUCUCUUUGCGACAGCCUAAGCGUGCCGACCAAUGCUGUUCUGGUUAACAAGCUGAUUGACCUAUGUUCUUGUGGAGAAGACAAGAUAAACUACCAUGACUUCCUCAGAGCCUUCCCCUUGUGAAGCUGAAGCACAAGACCAGCAGUACUAUCCUUAGCUGAGUUGACUGGAAGACAUCGUAUUUCAAAAAGGAUGCUCUAGUUUUCACCUUUGCUUCACUCACUCUUCCCCUUCCCUCCUUACUAAUUUCACCCUGGCUUGGUUAACUUUGUUCUUUCCCAACCUCUCCCUGCCCUUUUUGCUACCACCAAACUCAACCUCAAAACUGCUGGAUAUUGAAACGAAACUCACAUGAAAAAAUGUUUUGGAGAACCAAAAGCCAGGUUCUUCUGUUGGCCUCACAACUUUUAAAUGCUUGUACUAGCAAGCAAGGCUUGCUAGAGCAAAAGAUCUCUAAAACCUGGAGUGAUGAGCACUCUGGAUUUCUCUUAGAGUUGAAAGGCGCCUUCAAGCAGUGACGACUGCCAGUUUAAAUUUUUAUUUGCAUUGCAAGAAGACCUAAGAGCCCUGCCACAGACCACAAUAAACUCAUGCUUGCUAGUCUGAAUGUAAGCAAGUCAUGUACGGCUGCUAUAGUGUUAACAAGUCCCCUUAAAAUAAAUGUACCUCAGUGCCUGGAGUAGCUAAGGAUUAAAAUGAGAAAAAAAAAAAUACCACCACAAAAACAAUUCUGAUUCUGGAUUUACUUGAAAUGGAGUAGUGGUUUAGCUCUCACAUAUCUCAUGGAAAUUGCAGGGUUUGUACACAGAUCUGCUGACAGCAGCUUUGCAUUUCUUAACAAAGGUUGGGAGAAUGGCUUUAGAACCGAGAUGCUGUCUAAACCCAUCUCAGGCAAUCUGUCAUCUUUCAGGAUAGGUCCAAUGAAAAGGGAAAGCUAACAGUUGGCAUAGCAAUAGAGCUCUGACACUUUCGCUCAGAUUGCUCAUCUCUUCGUGAAAGUAAAUGGGGCAGGAGCCUUCUCAGCCCAGAUGACACCUGCCAGGUAUUGCCAAUGAGCAAAAAGGAAGGGCAGCUAUCACGCACACAGCAGAGAACAAAGCUGUUUGGAAUGAAAUGCUUAUUUAAAUCAGCUUUUGUGCUGAUUCCCACUUCCCCUCAGCCAGCCGAGUCUCCACACGACAGCUCCCUCCUGCCUCCCCUUGUUCAAAAAGGUCACCGCUCUUCCCUUCUGGGCCCGUUUUGUGCUGCUCUUCGCUCCGACCGAGAGUCGCUCGAGCUAUCUCGGGUCCACCUCUGAUUUCAAAGCAUGGCUUGGCGUUGCAUGAGGUGCCUUCCAAGCAGCUGCUGACAAAGGCUAACUUCUAAAGGGCACCCUAAUCAGCUUUCCCAGAGGCCAAAAACUUACAGAUGAAAUUACUGGAGCUGUGGGCUGUAGAAAAAGAAAGCCGGAAUUUGUUUUUUGCACAUGCUAUGAAAUGGUAACCUAAUACCCAACCAAGUCAUGUAGCGUGCCCAGGGCCAGCUGCGGAAAGUACACAAUUCAGCUCACCAGAAAGCAUGCACCAAAGCCACAUCAAAUAAAUCAUAUCCUCCAAAUGCCCUUAUCCUCCACUCCCAGCGAGCGAGGCAGCCACAGAUAACUAACUCAGAAGCAGCUGCCUGUGACAUGGAAAAUUCAGGAAUAGGAACCAUUGCUGUGGGGAAUAUGAGGACAAUAGAUGCCACAGCAAAGGGAAUAGACUCAUCUAGCAUGGCAGGAGGAGGAGAAGUACGACCCACCCCAGCCUGCUCUGGAAACUCAGCACCAUGAUAAAGCACCGGUGAACAGCAGCAGUGGAGGAAUCUAUGCCUUUUAUUUGUUUAUUUCAGAAAAUACUUUUGUUGAGUUUAUCACAAAAGUCAUUUAACAACAAACGUCAACAAACAAACAAACAAACAAAAAGUACAAAACAAAUUGAAGUGACAGGAAGGAUGAAACAAAUGAGAUAAAAUAUCGGAGGCUGUUACUUCCCCCCCACCCCCUCCAAAAUCAGGAACUUUGCACUAAAUAUGGAAGAACAGAAUUUUUCCUUGGGUUCCUUUGCCGAAGUUUGGUCCAUGGAGCCCAACGUAUCCGAGGAAAAGCUUUGUGCCUCCGCCUGGCUUUUACAACAACCGUUCUUCCCCACUGCCAGCAACCACCCCCCCAGCCCCGAGGCUAAGUAACAUACUUCACAGUUUGAGUGGAAAGCCUGCCAAACUGUCUACUACACGCUCCUAAAGCUUACGGGAAGGCUGUAAAUCAGACCCCGCAAUCUCCACCUACUGCUGAUGCACGUCGGGGUCCGUCUACCAAGAGUUCAUCCGAGGCAAGAGGCAGGUGCUGCUGUAAAUCCCCGCGCACUGCAACAGAGCCGGGGUAUCUACAGGCUUCUGAGUAACUUGGGGUCAGGGGGAGGCAUCCUAGAGCAGUCCUUCUCCCCUCCAGCAGGGAAGCCUACCAAAAAUACAUCUUAAAACAGUGAGUUAAGGGUAAAGGGACCUACGGGGAAACUGGAACUUGUCUUCUUUACCACUAACCCCAAAAUGAGUAAGAAGAAAGAAUCCUAAACAAACAAACAAACAACCAUAACCGUAAUGCCCCAUAAUGUAAGAGUCACUCAAACAUCGUAAGUGAAAUGCUACAUCUGUUCUUCCUCAACCCCCUUCUCUUCCCAAGCCCAUUCCCCAGCUAUCUAAGACAAAAAGAGAGAACUACCGUCGGUUUUUCAAAGCUUUCCGAGGCUAGGCCAGGAAAUCACUAUGCGUCACACCAAAAAUCACGGACUACUCAGUCCCCGACCUCAGGUCUGCAACAGACACAGACUACAAAAGCAGUCUCACGCCCGCAGGAAGGGUGCAGAGCAAGCAAAAGUGUUACACCAGAAGUAGGAACUUGCAGUUUUGCUUAGUCUCUACCAGUUUCUGCACUGUGGCAGGCAAGAGCUCCUGUUUGGAGUUGGGUUUGUUGGUUUUUUUUUUCAGAAGACGCGGGGCUGGACUGGAUGGGGCGCAAGAAGAGCAUCCACUCAGUGAAAGGGGGCUCUCAGCAUCUUGGUACGCAAAGCAGUCAAGGACUGCUAAGGGCUUGAAAUGGAAAUUCUCCCUCUGGGGGAGGAAAUAGUUCUUUGGGCUGAGGAGAAGGCUUGGUCUGCUGAGAAAUGCCGUGGACGCAGAGGAGUUACUGCAGGCUCGCAGCCCGGGGAUGGUGUUUGCACUACAAGACGGAGACAGAAGCAGACAGACUGGAAACCUCUGGGACGAGGGUGAGUGUUGCCUUACAGCAAAGGCUCAGCACAGAAAAACAACAGGGUCAUGCCACGCUCAGGCACAACAAGAGGAGAUUUCAGAAGACUAAAGACAAGAGGGCAAAACAAAACAAAACAAAACAACAGCAAACAUCAGCUAUAGGUUUAUAAAAACAAACCAAACCCCCAAAAAAACAACAUGGAAAUGUUUCCAAACCAAACCGUCCCUUUUACUGGUAGCUCUAU